AGAUCAGUUUCGUUUUGUUGUUUUGAGCGUGAGGCUACAUCAAACGAUCGUUCUUCGAUUUAUGUUGCAAAGAAAUUAAAACAACUUGAUGUAAAUUCUUAGUGCGUUAUAGUGAACCGGUUUUAAAAGUAUUAUACUUAACCAAUAAUUACCUUAUGCAAUCGUCUGUGUUCAAACCAAUCCCAAAUAAGUAUUUUACGUUCCUAUUCGACCCAAGGCUAAGAUUUAAAACGAGUUUUUAAUUAAGUAUAAUGGUGUUAAUUUAGCACAAUGGUUGAGGAUAGCGAGAGAACUUAUGGAAGGACCCCUAGUAAGAGUACCUUGUUGAAGAUUGUAAUAUUAGGCGAUGGUGGGGUGGGGAAAUCGUGUUUGAUGGGUCGGUUCGUGUCCAACCACUUUGACGACCACAGCUUUCACACCAUCGGCGUAGAGUUCAUGAAUAAAACUAUAGAAAUCGGUGGCAGUUCUUAUACUCUGCAGGUAUGGGAUACAGCUGGCCAGGAGAGGUUCAAGUCCCUCCGAACCCCGUUCUACCGAGGGUCGGACAUCUGUAUACUGUCAUAUGCAAUAGAUGACCGCAGCUCCUUCAGUAACCUGAAGAUGUGGCUAAACGAGUUCUUGCACUAUGCGGGCGUCAAGAAUGGCAUUGAAAAGUUCCCAUUUAUGGUCGUUGGAAAUAAGUCAGAUGUAUCUUCUAAGGACCGGGAGGUGCCCUAUGAGCAGCUGAAACACUGGUGUGAAGAGAACAAAAUAGCGACGUACAUUGAAACCUCGGCUAAGAAUGACAAUAAUGUUGUAGAAGCUUUCUCAAUGGCUGUACAAAGAUGGUCAGACCUGGACCAGAAGGCAGAGAGAGAGCUGGGCAUGUUCCAGCACCCUGACGCCCUGACGCUGCACGGCGCUGGCCCAGCCGCCACCUUCCGAAGCACCUGCUGCUCCAGGUCCACUGAGGUGCUGUAGACAAUCGUUGUCUAUGGUCUGCGCCACAGAGUAUGAUAUCACCCGAAUUGUGAAAGUUUUAUUUACCCUGUGGUCUCAGUUGGUAACUCGUUGGUAAGCUGAUGUGAGUGUGGUGGGCUCUGUUGUGACUAUUUGUAAACUAGGACAAUCGUAUUUUUGUUGUUUAGAUAAGGCGGCAAGAGCAUAGCUCUGUUAGGUGCUGCGAAAAACCAAAUUG
Messenger RNA from Plutella xylostella (diamondback moth), 1177 nucleotides. RefSeq names its product RAS oncogene family member Rab9 (gene Rab9). Gene Ontology annotation, biological process: retrograde transport, endosome to Golgi. The record is from RefSeq and is a predicted model, not a curated record. Lineage: Eukaryota; Metazoa; Arthropoda; Insecta; Lepidoptera; Plutellidae. Gene Ontology annotation, cellular component: late endosome; lysosome; phagocytic vesicle. Gene Ontology annotation, molecular function: GTP binding; GTPase activity.